CUAUCCCAUUGGCUUACUGAAUGUCACUUGCUUUUACGGAACAGAACAAUAACAUUCAGGGGGAAAUGGCUGAUGAUAGCGUUCCAGAUAUAACCAGAUUUCAAAUGUAUUUAUUUGGUUGUACACUCAAAUCGGACAAAAAGGAGUUCAAAGUUGAGGAGGACGAUGAUGCGGAUCAUCAGCUGUCACUCAAAGCAGUGUGCCUGGGUGCUGAGGCAGAGGAUAAGUUUCACACGGUGGAGAUCGAGGGCGUCGCAUACGACGGAAAGACCACCAAAAUUCCACUGGCUGUGCUGAAGCCGUCUGUUCUGCCCUCUAUGAGUUUAGGAGGGUUUGGGAUCACCCCUCCAGUAACCUUCCGCCUCCAGUCUGGCUGUGGACCAGUGUACAUCAGUGGACAGCAUUUUAUCAAUGUGAAGGACUCUGAUGACGAAGAAGAGGAAAACAGCUCGUCACCUGUGACGAGGCCGUCAAGCUUGACCUCAGGGAAGCGUCCAGCUCCGAAGAAAAUGAAAAUGGAGUUAAAUGAUGAUGAUGAUAGCGAUGGAGAUGACGACGACGACGAUGAUGAUGAUGAUGAUGACGAUAGUGAUGAAGAUGAGAGUGAUGUGAAAGUACAGAAGGUCCCAGUCAAACCAACCAUAAAGAAAAGCCCGGAGCCUUUGGGGCAGAAGCCUAAAAGUGUGACAUUGGCGCAGAAUGGCUCACCAGGGAAUCAAGGGGGACCAUUGGCUAAACCUCAAACCAAGACACCAGUGGGAGGAAAAGACAAGAGUCAGAAGGGAAAGUCUGGAGCUGGCCCAUCCAAUGUUCUCACCGUGCCUGAAAUCAAGAGCAAGCUAGCAUCGUUAGCCAAAGAGGGAAAACCUCUUCCGAAGACCGAGGCGAAGUUUGAAAACUUUGCCAAAAGUUCUUUCAGGAUGUCAGAUAAAAACGUGGUUAAAGACCUCUGGAACUUUGUACAAACAUUGAAAACAGAGAAGAAAUAAGUAAUUGCAUUUCUUACAGUUAUGUUUGAUUUUUUGGUUUUCUCCUCUAUGCUUUCCCCAAGAACAUUGAAGCUCUUAAUGUUUUAACCCAUUACUUAGAGCAUCAGUGAAUACGUGUGUAACAAUGUCCCCCCCUGCUAAAGAAACAGUGUUAGCCUACUGUUGGUGUCCAUCGGGGAGCCAUAGGCCUUUGCACUAUGGUGAUGUUUUGCAAACUGUUUCAUAUGUUCAAUCAAGUCCCUGCUUAUUAAAGGAAUAGUUCAUACAUGAUUUUCUAAUUACGUAGGUUGUUGUCGAUCGACCCAGUUUUAGGCACAUAUGUGGGUUAUUUAGUCAUUUUCACCAGCAUCUGGUUAGCUCAGAAUGUUAGUAUUCUUAGCAUGUCCAUUGGCAUCAAUUGUGGCAAUGCUAGAAUAAAAAUACCAAAAUUACCAUAUCACUCCAGAGAUGAUCAUUAGUAAUUGAGGGAAUGAUUUCAUUACCGUCGCUUUGUAAAAAUAACUGGGUUGCUCGACGAAAGCCUAGGUAAGUGGGAAAUGAUGUGUUUUUAUCAUGUACUUUGUUAACUGUACCUUUAAUGAUGACAUUGUUAUUUGUAAAUAGUCCGUACAAUUUAAUGCGCUGUUAUGGCAGCUUCAAAAUACUGUAGAUCGGUUAUCGAAACAAACUCCUCUGGUUCUGGCUUGUGUAUUUUUGGUUUUAAUGUUCGUUUUAACAUUGCUCUCUAAUUAUG
This is a messenger RNA of Salmo salar (Atlantic salmon), 1722 nucleotides long. Its product is annotated as nucleophosmin. Gene Ontology annotation, cellular component: ribonucleoprotein complex; nucleoplasm; nucleolus. The record is from RefSeq and is a predicted model, not a curated record. Gene Ontology annotation, molecular function: RNA binding; histone binding; chromatin binding. Gene Ontology annotation, biological process: chromatin remodeling; ribosomal small subunit biogenesis; ribosomal large subunit export from nucleus. NCBI's taxonomy places the organism in Eukaryota, Metazoa, Chordata, Actinopteri, Salmoniformes, Salmonidae.